Molecule: messenger RNA, 1494 nt
Organism: Penicillium riverlandense
Lineage: Eukaryota; Fungi; Ascomycota; Eurotiomycetes; Eurotiales; Aspergillaceae
Product: glycosyl hydrolase family 71-domain-containing protein
Exons: 6
Coding region: 1-1494 (497 amino acids)
Source: RefSeq, a predicted model, not a curated record
AUGUACGCCGAUCCGGUUCUGCUUCUGCUGCUCGCAUGCUGCCAAGUUUUUGUACUGGCCAUUCCUCCACAUGUAAACAAAGCACGCGCGAUUACUUCGAAUCCAUCAGUGGCAUCAGCUACCGUUACGCCAACAUCGAGUCUUUCAUGGUACCAGUUUGACUGCAAAGCACCGGCUGCUACGGAUAUCAACAUGCCUGGUUACCAGCGCUGGACCGCGAUGGACGGCCUUGGCGCGUGGGGUGAUGCCAACUCCUACUGGCAUGAACACGCAAGCGAUGGCGUCUCAUACUCCGAAGAACUAUCUUACUUUUUCAAGGGACCCAGCAAUAUAAACUGUGGUAUCCUGGCUGAUAAAAACGGAUGUGAUGGGACUGGGUCCAUUUCGUGCAAUCAAUGGAAUCAUCCAGCGGGAUACUUCAUUGUUUCCUCAAUGAUGCUCCUUGAAGAUCACUUUCAAAAUCUCUAUGAUGCUAUCCCUGACGCUCGUUCAGCGGUUACGGAUCAAGUCCCGGAUAUUACUUCCACGUUUUCUCCUUCCACGACCGAGAAUAGUUUCAAGUUUACAAUAGAUAUUGGAAUGAUGGCAUUGACUUCAUUCCUCGCACCUUGGUGGAAUAUGUUUUUCAAAAGCACGGUACCGAGCGAUUUGUUAAGUACAUUAAAGGAUACUUUCAAUGGGUUUGUUUCUCAGACAGCCACGUUGUUAAAGGAUGAAUCGUCACUUUCUGACCAAGUGCUUGGGAAAGAAAACAACGUCACUGGGCAAAUCUACGAAUUGACAGAAGGUUGGCAGAUAGCAAUCGAUGGUACAGUGUCCGACCUGUUCAACGGGUCUGCCAUGUCAAUUGGAAGGCUUGCAAAUGCUAUUCAAGACGGAGCCUUCCUUCAAGAAGCAACGUUUCCUUCAAGUGUGGAGAAUGAGGAGUUUAUGAAAACUGCUCUCUAUCAAUUUCUGAUCCCAGAUGCCUGGUCAUUAUCUGAUGAAGUCGUCUUCAUCAUGGAUGGGGGCAUCGACUGCACCGACAAUGUCCUGCCGAGCAGUGUGUCUGCGGUUGACGAGUAUAUUGACUCAGACAGCACCCCACUGGGCGUUUGCAUUAUGAACCAUGCAUACUAUCUCGUUGCAACUGAUAGCAUCCCGGCUGAAUCCUGUGACGACCAAAACUUAUACGGAUCAGGAUCGUGCACUAAAAACAAAUUUGUCACUCCAUAUGGGGCGACACAACUCGACGGCUCAAGCUGGGGUUCCCUGACCUGGCAGGCCAUGGUCAACAGCUCUGUCCAGUCAUAUCUCAACAAUGAUAAUCAGAACGGGUGGGCUACUCCGGACCCUACAUCGAUUGAAUUUAUCUGGAAUAUGUUUGACAAUGGUGCGUCGACGCCUGGAAUCUUCAAUUUCUAUAUGUGCAGUGGAAGUGAGGCUUGGAACAACUGGGACGAGCACACCGUUCAGAACUCGGAUGUCAAAUCUGCGCACUACCCAUGCAACUAA